AUGCCUGGCUGCCACAUCAACCGAGUGCCUGGACGGCGUGCGGCAUGUGUAUUGGCAUUGUUGAUUUGGCAGUGCAGGCCUUGUGGCUUCGCAGAGACAGGUGCCUCUGUGGACAAGCGCGUCUGUGCGCGAUUUGUCGCAGCCCGACCAAGGCAGCCUCGCCUGCAAUCUUUGGUGGGUCGCGCGGCUGGUGCUGGAGACGAGGUCGAGGGCUUGCUGCUGGAGGAGAAGUUAGGUGCUGGCUCAUUCGGCACGACGUGGAAGGCCACCGUCAGUGAGCGGUGCGAGGUGCCGGACUUGUCGAAAGGGCAGAAGGUGGCCCUGAAACUCGUCAAGCUGGAGGAGGGUUGGACCACUUUGGACAAAUUUGAGCGCGAAUCGUCGGUCUUGCAGAGGCUGCGGCAUCCUGCAGUCCCCUCAUACUAUGGCAGCGUGGUUAGAGACCGUCCCAAUGGUCAAGACUUCGGCCUGGUGUGCAAUAUUGUCAACGGCAACACACUUGAAGAAGAGCUUCGCACUGGGCGUUGGGUCGCAACAGUGGACAAUGUCAAGUUGCUGGCAGAGACCCUUCUGGAGGUAUGUGUCCACCUGGCCAGCUUCGCCCCGCCGAUUGUGCACAGAGACAUCAAGCCCCAGAAUAUCUUGCUGGAGGAGCGCUUCAGUCGUCGCAAGCAUGAUGGAUGCUUCCCGAAGCGGUCGAUCGAAUACUGCUUGCAGUCGCAAAAUAUCGCCCCAGAUGAUAUCAGCAUCGUCGCGCAUGGCUGGCUGUUCGAUGGAGAUGACUUGACAAAACGGCUUGCGGCGGAGCCGGUGGAGGUUCAAAAGCAGAUGCGCUGGAUGGCCGAGAAAUUUCGCAAUGUAGAUUUGAACGUGGAAGCGCGGCUUCGGUCAGGCUUACAAGCCCUGGGAAUCCCUGAAGCUCGCUUACGAAUGUAUGAUCACCACAGCUGUCAUGCUGCCGCCGCUUUCUUUGCCUGGCCAGCGCGCCUGACAGCCGAUUGCUAUGAUUGCUGUUGUGUUACUUUGGAUGGGCGUGGAGACUACGCAUCUGGCAAGAUUGUGAAAUUUCAGGGGAAACCCACCGUCCUUGACGUGACUUCCAUGUUUGACAGCCUUGGUAUGCUCUGGGCCUUUGUGACUGCUGCCCUGGGUUUCAAAGCUUUCCGUCACGAGGGCAAGCUGACAGGCUUAGCUGCUCACGGGGACGGCAGUCGUACGCGGCGUCUGUUCGAGAAAGUGAUGGGGCUGGUAGAAGAUGGAGGCCUCUGGAGGAUCAGAGUUUUCUGGCAAGUAGAGGAGACGCAGAAUUUCAUGCUGUUUCUGGCCAGCUUGGAGGGCUCAGCAGCUGAAAGGCGAGACCUUCGGACUUUCGCUCUUUACCAGGAGCUGCAGCAGCACCACCCGAAGGAUGUCGCCGCAGGUUUGCAAACAUUCACAGAGGAUCUUCUGCUGGAUUACUUACGGUUGAACAACUUCGUCAAGCGGUACAUCUGCGUUGCUGGUGGUGUCUUCGCCAAUGUGCGGCUGAACCUGCGGCUGCGGCAGCGUUUCCAGGAUGUGACCCAGGUCUCCGUCUAUCCCAACAUGGGGGAUGGAGGGCUCUGUUUUGGAGCUGCAGCUUUGGCAGCUUCCGACGCAGGCCAGCAGGUGUCCUGCCCGAAAGGCAGUGUUUUCCUGGGACCCGAUUUCUCCACAGAGCUUGGUGGCAUUCUGCGGCCUGUGUCCGCCUUCAGUGGGUCGGAGAUAAUAAAUUUAGAAGACUUUGCAGAGGAGGUGGCGGCUUAUCUGGCAAAGGGCAAAGUCGUGGGGCUGUACGAGGGUGCCAUGGAGUUUGGCCCGAGAGCUCUUGGGCAUCGCUCUUUGCUGGCUUCUGCAACAGACCCCGCCAUCAACUCGGACUUGAAUGCACGCUUGGGGCGGACGGACUACAUGCCAUUUGCCCCUAUGACGUUAAGAAGUUUUGCUGGGCAAGCGUAUUCGGACUUUCCUAUCGAGGACCUAGAAGCCGGGCGUCAUAUGACGAUGUGUUAUGAAGCCACGCCGGAGUUGAAGAAAAUGUGCCCUGCAGUCGUGCAUGUGGAUAACACAGUGAGGCCGCAAGUCGUGGACGAACGUGACGGACUAGCUUAUCACGUUUUGGUGCACUACGAGGCAAAGACCGGCAUGCAUAGCCUCAUCAAUACUAGCUUUAACAUGCACGAGGAUCCGAUUGUCUGUACUCCGAAGGAUGCCAUGCACGCCUUCGAGAAGGGUGCAUGCGAUGUCCUGGCAGCUUUCCCUUUCUUGAUCUGGAUGCCAAUGUCAGCUGGAGACAGUGCAUCAUCUGGGUACGAAGAGCGAAAGCGGCACCUGCUUGGCGGCCUGCUCAUGCCUGGCCCUGCACAUCCCUGCGUGGAGAGAGCGAACCAGGACAGCCGGGCCAAGGGCACAUUCUGCACACUUGCACGUGACCAAGACUCCUUGCUGCCAGAACUGCGGUCCGACCUCUACAGUGUUGGCGCGACUCUGUUGUAUGCUGCGACGGGGUUGGAGCCUGGGACGCUGCCGCAAGAACGCCUCAAGGUGAAAUUUCGCCAAGCCUUCGUGGGCACAGUGUGGGAGAAACAGGAGCGCUGGUUUUUGAAGUUGCUGGAAGGACUGCUGGAACCCGCGCCCGAAGAUCGGUUCAGCUCCGCUGCGGAGGCCUUGAGUUUCCUGCGGCAGCCGACAGAGGCCUCACUUUCACCACUAGGCCCAGGCCCAGGCCAGGCGACGAGCGUCGUCAAGAGCCAGGUUACUUUGGAGCCUCCGCGUGGGUCUCUAAUAACUGUGGACAGACGCGGAGAGGAGCUGAGGGUGUUGCUUCCACCUGCUAGAUGGGAAUCACGAGUUUCAUUGGGCUCUUUCGGAAUAGCCUGGACGACUUUCACUGCGGUUUGGACAGCAGGGGUGAUUGCCGCUGGUGCCUCGUUUAUGGCACUCUUCAGUCUUCCCUUCUGGACGGCAGGCGCUGGAAUGCUGAAGGAAACCUUCGGCCCUCUUCUACGGGGAGCAACAGAACUAAAAAUUGAUGGUGACCGGUGGACAUUCGGCCGAGUAGAUGGCAAGGUUCUCGAAGAAGGCCGAACAGCCGAUCUCCAGUGCUUUGUUUCGACCAAUGGGUCCACUGGAGGCAAGGAUGUGGUGCUGGAAGAGGGCCUGGUGAGCGUGAAAGUGCAGGAAGGCCUCCCCGAGGUGGAGGCUCAAUGGCUCCAGGCAUUGAUUGAGAAGCACAUCGAGCGCUACAAGUGA
Messenger RNA from Symbiodinium sp. CCMP2592, 3270 nucleotides. NCBI's taxonomy places the organism in Eukaryota, Dinophyceae, Suessiales, Symbiodiniaceae. The record is from the annotation of a GenBank genome assembly.